ACCUGCGCAAUAGACGGUCUUUCCGUGAGCAGCACAUGCCCAAAAAGUGGUGCUGGGAAAGACAAUGAAAGGAUACAUCCUAAUUAUCUUGAAAUGUGUUUAGAAGCACUUGUGAUUAGUUAGUGAGUGAGGACUUUGAUUUCAGUGCAAGAGAGACACUGUGUAUUUUCACAAGUGACAUGUCGGUUCUUUCGGCUGGCUUGUCGGCCAGUAUGACGUACGCAUCGUACCUAAUCAAGGUUGGUCUGAUAAGCCUUGGUGCACUUGGCGUAACUGGGAUACUGAGGAAAAAGACUCUGGGCGACGGUGGUGGCUACGGUGGUGGCUACGGUGGUGGCUACGGUGGUGACUACGGUGGAGGAUAUGGUAUGGGAGGAGGAGGAGGAUACGGAGGUGGUGGAUACGGUGGAAGUUACGAUGAAGGAUAUGGUGGAGGUGGGGGCUACGGUUAUGGAGGAUACGGUGAUUUGUAUGGGAGAAAUGACGAUUUUGCGAAAGAUGCUGAUGAUUUUUACCGGCGAUCUGCUGAACAAACUCCUUCUAAAUCAAAGAAAAACACCGACUCAUAUGAAAAGUACUAUGAAGAAUAUUAUAAUAAAUACUAUGAAGAUUACUACAAAGAUUACUGGGACAAAUACUACAAGAGCAUCGGGGAAAACCCGCCGAAAUCGAGGGAAAAGCGCUAUCGCCGCAGCAUCGAGGCCAGAAAACUAAAGCGCUUCAAAUCACGACUCAAUUCAAAGCCAACCGAAGAAGAAAAAAUUCUGGCGCAAAUUCGGAAAGAUGAUCCAGAAAACUGCGGUCCUCGACUCGUCUGCGAGCUCGCCAGUCGUGAUCAUUGGUUGCUGUCAGAGGAUGAACGAUCGAUUCUCCAACUCAUCCACAAUGGAGACGAGUUGUUCAACUCCAUCAGACCAGGCGAAGGUCUAUUACCAGACAGCCCCCUGCUGCUUGAGUAUAAGGAAGCUGCUCGACUGGGCGCCCGUGGAGCGUCUUGCCACCAAGUCUACAGCAGUUGCCCCUACAACGCUCGGCAGAUGAUGGAAGCUGUCGAAAUGGCCAAACUUACAUGAAUCAAUACGAAUUUAUUAUUUAUUUAUUUUAAUUAUUUAUAUAUAAUCAAUGCGUAAUUAUAUAAAUUAUUAGUUGGAAUAGAGAUGCAUUUUUUUACUCAGGAUGGAGCGAUAAUCAUCCGAAAAAUUACUGAAGUUUUUAAAGCAAAAUAAAUGAUUAAAUAAAUGACACAUUCAGUUUGGAGAGCAAAAUCUUUUAUCAAGGUGGAAAUAAACUCAUAUUUACUGUUUGAAGAGUUUAUGGUAGAUUUUUCGUUAAAAAAGUUAUUAUGCUUAGUUUUAAAUUAAAUUAUGUACUAAUGUGUAAUGCGAUUGAUAAUGACUGGGCCAUUAGUGGGCAUGUUCAAUUUCCAUUAGGAAUUUAAAAGCAAAAACAAUACCACAAAAAUUCACCAUAUCUU
This is a messenger RNA of Hyalella azteca, 1474 nucleotides long. RefSeq names its product keratin, type I cytoskeletal 10. Lineage: Eukaryota; Metazoa; Arthropoda; Malacostraca; Amphipoda; Hyalellidae. The record is from RefSeq and is a predicted model, not a curated record. The transcript has 3 exons. The coding region runs from base 180 to 1073 and encodes 297 amino acids.